AUGUCGUCCGGUUUUGUCUCCGGAGGCACCUUGGACGAGCCAGUCGAGCGCGACGAUGAGUGGCGUCGCGUACAGCACGAGCUCGAAGAAGAAAGGCGCCAAAAGGCCGAGCUUGGCAAUCAGGAUGGCGGGAAGAGCCUGUACGAGGUCUUGCAGCAGAACAAGAGUAAGCAUCCAAAGGUGAUGCCGUUGCCGCGAGUAGUGGCCAAGCAAGACGCAUUUGAAGAAUCAAUCCGGCUGAAAAACCAGUUUCGGUCUCUGGAUGAGGAUGAAGUCGAGUUUCUCGACUCUGUAUUGGAGUCUACUCGCGCCCAAGAGGCCGCGGUGAAGAAGGAAACUGCCGAGCAACUGGCCGAGUUCCACCGUCAGCGCGAGGAAGUCGAACGGUCUUUGCUGGAUGAUCCAUCUAGCGAAAAGCCUGGCCCUGGUGGCAGUGUCAAAUCUCCGGUUGAAGAGGAGCAAUGGGCUAGAUCCGGAAAGAAACGAAAGCGUAAUAAGAAGGACCUCUUGUUCCCCACCAAGGCUCGCAAGUCGUCUGCUGGGGAGGAUGUUGCUGCUGAGGUAGCACCCAAGGCCACGGACGAGACAGUAAAGAAAGGAAACACUCUAGCCACAAUCUCAUCGACAAAGGCAGAUCUGCCACUAUCCAAAAGGGCGGAAGGAACUACCACUACUGAAACCGACAGCAAAAAAGAAAGUGAAGCCAUGGAGAAAAAGCCCGCACCGAAACACGAGGAACCCCCGCAGAAAACACAGCCUGCAUCGUCCCUGGGUUUGGUAGCGUAUGGGUCAGAUGAUGACUCUGAUUGA
Molecule: messenger RNA, 810 nt
Organism: Talaromyces rugulosus
Lineage: Eukaryota; Fungi; Ascomycota; Eurotiomycetes; Eurotiales; Trichocomaceae
Exons: 2
Coding region: 1-810 (269 amino acids)
Cellular component (GO): nucleus
Source: RefSeq, a predicted model, not a curated record